AGCUUGGUGUAAGAUGUGCAUGUUAGAUUAUAAAUAAAGUAUGGAGGUUUGUCUCUCUACUGAGAACUGCUGACUGACUCAACUGAGGCUGAACACCGAGGAGACAUGGAGGCUGUAAUUGGACUGUUGCUGAUGAUACUCGGAGUCUCUCAUGCACUCCCACAGUUCACUAAAGCUCCUGUCAAUCAGAUUGGUGUCUCAGGGGGCGUGAUCUCAUUUGUGUGCCAGGCGAUGGGGAACCCCAAGCCGAGGGUUAGCUGGAUGAAGAAAGGCAUGAAGAUCAGCUCCCAGCGUUUUGAGGUCAUUGAGUUUGAUGAAGGUGCCGGCUCCGUACUCAGAAUCCAGCCACUCCGAGCGCCACGUGAUGAGAGCAUCUAUGAAUGCGUUGCUGAAAACCCUGAGGGCAAUGUCACUGUCAGUGUUAGGCUGUCAGUCAUCCAAG
Morone saxatilis (striped sea-bass) is the source of this 442-nucleotide messenger RNA. Its product is annotated as receptor-type tyrosine-protein phosphatase S-like. Gene Ontology annotation, biological process: cell-cell adhesion; axon guidance. Gene Ontology annotation, cellular component: axon; plasma membrane. NCBI's taxonomy places the organism in Eukaryota, Metazoa, Chordata, Actinopteri, Moronidae. The record is from RefSeq and is a predicted model, not a curated record.